AUGUUGUCACCAUUGGCAAUUGUUGGACUGUCACUCAAAUUCCCACAGGAUGCCAUAUCUCCAGAUUCCUUCUGGGACAUGAUCGUCGAGGGCAGGUGCGCCUCGACGGAGUUUCCUCCAGAUCGGCUGAACAUCGAUUCCCACCAUAACCUGGACGCCAAUCGACUUGAUAGCUUAUCUCUACGUGGAGGUCAUUUCAUGAAAGAGGAUGUUGCUCUGUUUGAUGCCCCUUUCUUUUCUAUUACUGCCGCAGAGGCAGAGGCUAUGGACCCUCAACAGAGGCUGAUUCUGGAAGCUGCCUAUCGAGCACUCGAGAAUGCUGGGAUUACCAUGGAAGGAAUCGCACGAUCAAAGACCUGCGUAUUUGCGGGGUCAUCAGGCCAUGAGUAUCUGAUGUUGCAGGCAAAAGACCCCCAAUAUCUACAGAAGUGGGGCAUCACAGGAACGACGGGGAAUAUGGUGGCGAACCGCAUUAGUUGGUUUUUUGACCUUAUAGGACCCAGCGCUGCGAUCGACACGGCUUGUUCAAGCAGCCUCAUGGCUAUUGAUAUGGCAUGUCAGUCAAUAUGGAGUGGUGACUCAACCAUGGGACUGGCAAUUGGAAGUAACGUUAUUCUGGCACUGGAGACAUCACUGAUGAUGGACAACUUGGGACUUCUAUCUAAAGACAGUCGUUGCUACAGUUUUGACGAACGUGGCAAUGGAUAUGCACGUGGCGAAGGAGUUGGCGUCCUUGUCAUUCGUCCCUUGGAAGAUGCCGUGCGAGACGGGGAUACAGUCCGAGCCGUGAUAAGGUCUUCUGCCUCUAACCAAGAUGGAAGGACACCGGGAAUUACGCUGCCGAGUACUGAGAUGCAGGCUACAUUAAUACAAGAGGUUUAUCGCAAGGCAGGGCUGGACAUGACAAAGACACGCUAUUUUGAAGCACACGGAACAGGAACUGCCAUUGGAGAUCCAAUCGAGACCGCAGCCAUUGGCUCCGUGUUUCGACCACAUCACUCUCUAGAUAAUCCAUUAUACAUCGGAUCGGUGAAGUCUAAUAUUGGGCACCUGGAAGGUGCCAGCGGUGUUGCUGGAGUCAUCAAAACAAUUCUAGCACUAGAGAAAGGAAUCAUUCCUCCCAACAGUGUGAAUUUGCAGAGCUUGAACCCCAGAAUUGAUGACGAGUUUUUAAAUAUCAAGUUCCCACAAAAGGCUCUGCCCUGGCCCUCGGAGGGACUUCGACGAGCAUCAGUUAGCUCUUUUGGCUAUGGAGGAUCAAACGCCCAUAUUGUGCUGGAUGAUGCCUACAAUUUCAUGAAACUGAAUGGCCUAAAAGGGAAUCAUAAUACAGUGCUCCCAUUCCAGCCAUCCAAAUGCAGAGAUUGCGAUUUGGACGCAGAAGGGGAAAUCAGUUCAGAUGGAACUGGCUUCAAUGGACUGACAGAAACAACAAACGAUACGCCCAAACUCCUCGUCUGGUCAGCAGCAGAUGAAAAGGGCAUUCUUCGACUUAAAGAAACCUGGAAGUCACGCUUCCCCACCAUCACACAAUCGGCUAGGAAGAACCCAAAGUUCCUAAGUGAUCUCGCUCAUACGUUAGCGUGCAGACGGACUCAUUUAUCAUGGAGGUCGUUUGCUGUCGUUCGCCCGUCAGAUGAUCUGGGGGCAUUGGUUGAUCGAUUUUCGCCAGCCUCCCAGUCUCGCGGUUCAUCGAAUCUUGCGAUGGUAUUUUCUGGGCAAGGAGCCCAGUGGUAUGCGAUGGGGCGCCAGCUUCUGGAUAUUUACCCCGUGUUCCUUCAGAGUAUCGAGGACGCCGGCGAGUAUCUCCAAACACUAGGAUGCAAAUGGAUGCCCCUUGACGAGCUCGAACGCAGUGAAUCCACUUCAAAUAUCAAUAAGACCGAGUACAGCCAAAUUCUGUGCACGAUCCUUCAGGUGGCUUUGGUCGAUCUCCUCCGCUCUGUGAACAUCACCCCCAAAGCGGUACUAGGUCAUUCAUCCGGCGAGGUGGCAGCAGCACAAUCAGCCUGGAAGGUAUCCUAUUAUCGGGGUUAUAUGAGCAGUAAGCUGGAAAAGUCUAGCCAAAUGAGAGGUUCCAUGCUUGCAGUGGGCCUAUCAGAACAGGGCAUCAAGCCGUACAUCGACAAGCUUAGCAAGGAUCAUGAGGUUUCCAAUCUGAUUGUUGGCUGCAUCAAUAGCCCCAAGAGCGUGACUGUUACUGGAGAGGUGACCCACCUCGACUCCCUCAAGAGCAUACUUGACAAGGAAAAUAUCCUUUGUCGGAGGCUUAAGGUUAAUUUGGCUUACCAUUCAUCUCAAAUGAAGGAAGUCGCAUCUCUCUAUCAGGCAGCAAUGGGAGAGUUAGAGGUAGGUUAUACAGGACAUAAGAACAGCCCCGAGAUGGUGUCCUCUGUGACCGGCGACUGGAUCGAUCCAGGAGAGGUCUCUCAGGCUGCGUAUUGGGUUAAGAACAUGGUCUCUCCAGUGCGCUUCUCCGAUGGACUGACUAGACUUUUCUCGGGAUCUGCUCCAAAUUCCCACAAGAGAUUGGAUGGCAGUCAUCGCAGGACAAGGGAUAUUGAUCACAUACUCGAGGUUGGUCCACAUUCAGUCUUACAGGGUGCCUGCAAGGAUGUAUUGAAGAACAUUGAAAACGACACACCAACUGAAUAUUUUUCGUUAUUGGUACGAAAAAUGUCCGCGGCAGAUACUGUAUUCGCCGUCUUUGGAAACCUGCACACUGCCGGCUAUCCGAUUGAUCUUUCCCAGGUGAAUGGAAUUGAUUUUACAGGACAUGAAAUUCCAAAAUCAUUGCCAGACUUGCCCGAGUACCCUUUCAACCAUGAUACCUCAUACUGGCAUGAGAGUAAAAUUAGCAAAGAUCACCGGCUACAUCCAUUUGGCCGGAACGACCUACUGGGAGUUUCUGAUCCGAACUGCAAUCCUUUCGAGAUGCGGUGGAGGAACUUUGUACGCGUUUCUGAGAUGCCUUGGACCAAAGAUCAUCAGGUCAAUGGCACGAUUAUAUACCCUGGCGCUGGCAUGUUGGUGAUGGCCAUCGAGGCGGCCAAGCAGGUGGCAGAGCAAGGAAGAGCCAUUACCGGGUUUAACAUCCAAGAAGCCAAAUUCCAUGCUGCGAUGAUAGUUCCGCCUGGAACACACGGAAUCGAGACUAGCUUCUACCUCCACCCUGCCAAGGGCAUGGACUCCAAAAGCUCCAGCAGUUUUGAAUUUCGCCUCUGUACAUGUGAGAACGAAGAAUGGAUCGAAAAUUGUACCGGGUCUAUUCAGAUUGUGUAUACCCCAGAGGAGGAGCCUGAAAUGGACAAAGUACACACAGAGGAAUUGUGGAGCUCACAAUUGGAAGCUUACUCGGAUGCCAUCAAAGCAUGCACAUUGCUAGUGGAUGGCCCGUCUCUAUAUGACCGUUUUUUGAACUCCGGCUAUGACUAUGGAGAAGCCUUUCAGCUCAUUGACAAAUUGUCAAUUAGUCCUGUGCAGCCAUGCGUAACUGCUCAAGUCAAAAGAUUCUCUUCUUCAACAGGCGAGACGAUCCAUCCGACAACGCUCGAUGCCAUUUUGCAGACAUCCAUCUGGACCGAGGUGGCUUCUCAAACAGAGAAUAUACCCACUACUGGUCCAAAGUAUGUGAGAAAUUUGUGGGUUGCGAGCGCUUUCGAAAACACAUCAUCUGGCAUUUUGAGGACGUAUGCUACUCGCACUGUGCGAUCAUCAUUUCCUAGUUCUUCCUCUGACAUCUUCACAUUUGACGAAGCAUUGCGUGAAACUCUGAUCUCUGUUGAGGGACUUGAAACAGAUGUCAAUACCUCAGAAAACACAGAGGAAAAUGACCCGUCCUCCGAAGAUCUCUGCUAUCAGGUCCAAUGGAAGCCCGACCUCAACCUACUGAGCAACAGAGAAACCACGAAUCUCUGUAUCAAGGAAUACCCCUACUUGUCAGAAGACACAGAAGAUUUCUUAGGUGACUUGGAUUUCGUGUUCAUGGCGCGUAUCACUGAAACACUGAAAAUAUUAUCCGAGCAGCAGCUCACGCCAUCACAGCCACAUCUGAAAAAAUAUGUGGACUGGAUGAUGGAUCGACAACACCUGCUUGAUAAAGGCCUGCUUCAAUUUGCCACUGAGCCAUUGAAGAGUCGGCUGGUCGAUCUUGGAGAUCUUCAAGAUGUCGAAAAUAGGUUGCUGAAUCUCAACAAAAGAGGUUAUUUCUAUGUCACUGUUGCUCGAAAUCUGUUGGAGUUCCUUACCGGUGAAAUGGACCUGUCGACCCUUUUUGAAGGCAACAUGCUGAAAGAAUUCUACUCCGGACAACUUCACGAAUCCCGUGCCCUCAGACAGGCUGGAAAAUACCUUGAUCUCCUUUCUCAUCAAAACCCCAAAAUGAAGAUUCUGGAAGCCGGUGCUGGAAUUGGAUCCAUGACGGAGGUUAUGCUGCGCACGUUAGGGAAUACCGAAACCAGCGACCCGCAAUAUGCCCAGUGGGACUUUACCGAUAAGUCAGGAUCGACUUUUGCUAGUGCCCAAGAUCAAUUCCAUCAGGAGGCCGGGCGAAUAAAAUUCAAACUUUUGGACAUUGAGCAGGAUCCUGAGAAACAGGACUUCGAGUGUGGUACAUACGAUAUAGUCGUUGCUUCCAUGGUCAUUCAUGCUACUUCGAACAUCAAAGAUGCUCUAGGCAAUGCCCGAAAGCUUCUAAAGCCAGGUGGCAAGCUCAUGCUGUACGAGAUGAUCGGUCCUGGUGUCUGGUCUACUUUUACGUUCGGCCUUCUUGAGAGAUUUUGGCCUAAUUCAGUCGCAGAUUCGAGACCGGGGCCUUGCUUCGACGAGAGGCAAUGGGACGAACUUCUUCUCCAGACUGGAUUCUCUGGCCUGGAUCUCCUUCUACCAGAAGUUGAUGGAACAAUAUCCCAUGAAUUUGGUCUAAUAGUCUCCACAGCCGCCGAGGAACCCCCAGCAGCCUAUCCUGUCCCGGAAAUCGAAAUUGUCUACGAUGCUGCCGAGUCGGGCCAGCAAGAACUCGCACAGUUCCUCGUUAAAUACUGCCAAUCGAACAAGCUCGCCCCUGUCCGUUCUUCCUCUGUUCAAGAGGCAAUGAAGUACAAGUCUGAAAAUCCAUUGCUACGGAUCUUCCUUCUCGAGCUUCACAUUCCCAUCUUGUCCGAAAUCCAAUCGGGGCUAUUCCAACAACUUCGGAGUCUCCUUUCCUCCACAUCACAGGCUCUAUGGAUCAACCAAGGAGGAGGCAUACUUCCCUCUCAGCCGCAGUUCCGCCUUGUGGAUGGACUAUUCCGCGUACUGAUGACGGAAGAUAGCAAACGUAAACUUCACCUGCUUUCGCUCGAGCCUCGUGGCCCUUUGGAUCUAAAGCAACGCGAUCAUAUCACAAGGUUGAUUAGAUUUUUCUUGUCACCAUCCACUGCAAAUGCAGAUACGGAGUACAUUGAGCAGGAUGGAGUCUUGAACAUCCCUCGCCUGAUUGCUUCCAAACCAUUGAGUGAGAGCAUAUCUACUAUGGCCACCUCUCACCAGCACCGUACGCAGAGCUUCGAUUGCCAGAUUCCCCUCCGACUUAAUGCCGCAUCUCCGGGCCUAACCGAUGAAUUUGGGUUCAUCGAAGAUGAGACUGCUUACGAGCCACUCCGGUCAGAUGAGAUCGAGAUCCAGAUAAAAUUCGCAGGGCUGAACUCUCAUGAUGACCUAAUUACAGCAGGCCGGUGGAAAGCGAACGAUACCGGAUCUGAAUGCUCUGGAAAUGUCAUUCGGGUGGGUGACGCCUGUGAGCGAUUCCAAGUCGGUGAUCACGUUGCUGCCCUACACAACGGUUGCUUUGCCACGUCGAUUCGCCUGCGAGAAACUGGCCCCAUUGUCAAGAUUCCUGAGGGUGUAUCCUUCGCCAAUGCUGCAGCUGUGCCAGUCAGUUUUGCCACUGCACACAUUGCACUGCACAAUGUGGCCCACAUCCAGCCUGGCGAGACUGUGUUGAUUCACUCGGCAUCUAGUGAUACUGGUCAAGCAGCGGUCCAGAUUGCAAAGAAUGCUGGAGCAACGAUUUUUGCAACAGUUAGCUCUGAGAGCAAGAAACAACUGCUUAUGGAUAUCUACCACAUCCCCGCGUCCCAUAUUUUCUCUAGCCGGACGAUUGUGUUUUCAAAGAUGAUCAAGCGCCGCACGGGCGGAAAGGGUGUCGAUGUGAUUCUCAACUCACUGACAGGGGAAGGUCUGUUCGAAUCUUGGAGGUGUAUUGCACCUUAUGGUCGAUUCAUCGAGAUUGGUAAAAGGGACAUUCUAUCAAACCAUGGGCUCCCCAUGUUCCGGUUCCUUGAGAAUUUUACCUUCAGCGCCAUAGACUUAACUGCCAUGUCAGUUGAAAGACCCGAGGUAUGCAUCGCUGCUCUCAGAUCGGUAUUUGAUUCCAUACAGGUUGGCAACCUGCGACCAUCCCAGCCUAUCAACGCAUACGGGGUAGGGGAAAUGGAGGAGGCAUUUGGAAAGAUGCAGACUAGCCAACAUGUUGGUAAAAUGGUGCUUGAUAUGCGAGGACAAGAUCAGGUUAAGAUGGCGUUGAGAACCCGAUCCAGUUUCUCAUUGGAUCCCAAUGCAACGUUCGUGGUUUCCGGGGAAUUCGGGGGGUUGGGAAAAAACAUCGCAUGCUGGCUGGCAGACCAAGGAGCUCGCCAUUUGCUCCUUCUGUCAAGGUCCGGGGGACAGAGUGAGAAGGGCAAGGAGCUUGUCAAGUGCCUUGAACUGAAAGGCGUGAUGGCCCUGGCUCCAGCUUGUGAUGUCUCGGACGGGGAAUCGGUGAAGAACGCUUUGCGUGAAUCUGGAUCGCAAAUGCCCCGGAUCAAAGGAUGUAUCCAGGCAGCCAUGGCACCGAGGGACGCUCGUUUUGAAGAAAUUUCCCACCAAUUCUGGCAGGAAUCUAUUAGCCCUAAGGUGCAAGGAUCGUGGAACCUCCACAAACAUCUUCCCCAAGGAAUGGACUUUUUCAUCUUGCUAUCGUCUCUCUCGGGCAUUCUAGGAACCAGUGGACAGGCCAUCUACGCCGCCGGCAACACUUUCCAUAGUGCACUAGCUCGGCACCGUGUUGGUUUGAAUGAGAAGGCGACUUGUCUGGACUUGGGGGUGUGUGAUUACGUUGGUGGCGCUGCCGACAGUGAAAACAGUGGUGUGGCACCAGUGACAGAAGCACAGUUCCAUGCCCUGCUAGCCAAAUAUUGUAAUCCUAGGAUCGGUCUUCCAACACCUCUGGAUUGCCAGACUAUCGUUGGCCUGUCCCCAAGUGCACUUUCCGACAAGAAACAAUGGCAAGAUAACCCACUCGUCCGACACCUGAUCACAAACGAGACACUCGGUGGAAAAGCAGAUAGUCGACCACACAGCGCCAAAGGAGCAGGAUCACUGCUACAAGCGGAGACCUUGGCCGAUGCCAAUGCGGCUGUUUUGGAAUUAUCCACCGAAAAGCUUUCCAAGACUGUAAGCAUGGCGAUGGCGGAUGUUGAUGCGAAUACGCCCUUGCACCAGUAUGGAGUGGACUCGCUCGUUGCGGUAGAGCUGCGCGAUUGGUUUGCCGAAGAGCUUCAGGCUGAGUUGGGUGUUUUUGAGAUCCUUGGAGGUGCAACGUUGGCGUCAGUGUCACAGUUGGUUGCGAAGAAGAGUAACCUUGUUCAGGCUUCAUAG
Penicillium verrucosum is the source of this 7677-nucleotide messenger RNA. Its product is annotated as type I polyketide synthase. NCBI's taxonomy places the organism in Eukaryota, Fungi, Ascomycota, Eurotiomycetes, Eurotiales, Aspergillaceae. Gene Ontology annotation, molecular function: fatty acid synthase activity; phosphopantetheine binding; 3-oxoacyl-[acyl-carrier-protein] synthase activity. Gene Ontology annotation, biological process: secondary metabolite biosynthetic process; fatty acid biosynthetic process. The transcript has 15 exons. Bases 1 to 7677 code for a protein of 2558 amino acids. The record is from RefSeq and is a predicted model, not a curated record.